This is a messenger RNA of Solea senegalensis (Senegalese sole), 1089 nucleotides long. RefSeq names its product histone H3.3A. Gene Ontology annotation, cellular component: nucleosome. Bases 90 to 500 code for a protein of 136 amino acids. Lineage: Eukaryota; Metazoa; Chordata; Actinopteri; Pleuronectiformes; Soleidae. Gene Ontology annotation, molecular function: protein heterodimerization activity; structural constituent of chromatin; DNA binding. The record is from RefSeq and is a predicted model, not a curated record. The transcript is spliced from 4 exons.
CCCCAACACAAACCGUUUUCUCUGGGUCAACCGGACGGAAAGUCAGAAGAGGCGAUUACCACACUUCCAACGGCUCUGUAAAGUAAGACAUGGCUCGUACCAAGCAGACUGCCCGUAAGUCCACUGGAGGAAAGGCGCCGAGGAAGCAGCUCGCUACCAAGGCAGCCAGAAAGAGCGCUCCCUCCACGGGUGGAGUGAAGAAGCCCCAUCGUUACAGGCCUGGAACUGUGGCUCUCAGGGAGAUCCGUCGUUACCAGAAGUCCACUGAGUUGCUCAUCCGCAAGCUGCCCUUCCAGCGCCUGGUGAGAGAAAUUGCCCAGGAUUUCAAGACUGACCUGCGCUUCCAGAGCGCUGCCAUUGGAGCUCUUCAGGAGGCCAGUGAGGCUUAUCUGGUGGGUCUGUUUGAGGACACAAACUUGUGCGCCAUUCACGCCAAGCGUGUCACCAUCAUGCCCAAAGACAUCCAGCUGGCCCGCAGGAUAAGGGGAGAGAGGGCCUAAGUGGCUGGUGGCAGCAUUGCCAUGACAAAUGAUCCUAUUUAUCACACAUAACCAUUUUGUGGACAUUUUUAUUUCUUUGGCUUUUUAAGUUUUCUUUUUGUAUUUUUUAGAUUGAGACAAUACAUCAACCAUUCCACGGGACUGAGUACACUUUGGGUAGCUGGAAAUGUUGUGCAGUAGGGUUAUCUGUGUAAACCAUCAUGGGUCAUUACUAUGCGCGUAAUAGCCAUCAUUCAACUUCUCUGAGUCCUUUUGUGGGGACCUAGCGCCAUCUUUGGGAUUGGUAUCGUUCUAAAGCAAGGAUCAAUUCAUCACAUCUUCCACAGGGGUCCAGGGUGUCUUCGCCCAUCUACAAUGUCCAAUGAAAUGCCAGCACGUCGAGCUCAGUGGGUUUCACUGCAGUGUUGCUGUGUCGACGACCACAGUUGAUACUGUGCACUGUGUGACCAUGAGCACGACUGACCCCUCUGUCUUUUUCUGGACUGCUUUUUAUGCGUUUUCCAACAUAAAAUCUUGGCAGCUACAUUUAAUACUAUUUAUGAAAAAUGUUGUCACAUGUCUUUCUAUUAAAGGUCUUUAUGAGUAGAAA